UAUCUCUUCUCACGUAGCGGUGCUCGUCAACUGUCAACACGGAUUCUGGACAAACCCAGCGCCCCUUUCUUAGACAUUGAAGAAAAUGUUACAAAGGACGACAUUCCCCACACCAUCCCGGGAUAAAACCUUUUAAUUUUAGAGUUUCUUGACUCUGGUUGCUUCAGAUUCAAACAGAGGGAUGCCAGUGGAGAGCGGGAGCAGUGCAGCGGCCCGUCAGGCCAAGCAGAAGAGGAAGUCCCACAGCCUGUCGAUCCGCAGGACCAACAGCACGGAGCAGGACCGCUCCGGGCUGCAGAGGGACAUGAUGGAGGGACAGGACUCCAAGCUGCCUCUGACUCUGAGGACUAAUCUGCUAGACCUGUUCAGUCAGAUUGAGAGGGAGUUUGAAAACCUUUACAUUGAAAACCUGGAAUUACGCAGAGAAAUCGAAACGCUGAAUGAUCGUUUGACUGCAGACGGGCAGACUUUUGAAGGAGCAGACUUAGCCAAAGGAGCACUGAAAACAAAAGCGAGUCACAGCACGAGCCAGCUGUCACAAAAACUAAAGACGACCUACAAGGCUUCAACAAGCAAGAUCGUGUCCAGUUUCAAAGCGACUACGUCCAGAGCCGUGUGCCAGCUGGUCAGAGAGUAUGUCGGCCACAGAGAUGGCAUCUGGGACCUCAGCGUCACCAGGACACAACCUGUGGUGCUUGGCACUGCGUCUGCAGAUCACACCGCAAUGCUGUGGAGCAUCGAGACCGGAAAGUGCCUCCUCAAGUAUCUGGGUCACCAAGGAUCAGUCAACUCCAUCAAGUUCCACCCAACUGAACAGAUGGCUCUAACAGCCUCUGGAGAUCAGACGGCUCACAUCUGGAGGUACAUGGUCCAGCUGCCAACUCCACAGCCUGUUGCCGAUACGACGCAACAGACCCCCUGUGAAGACGAUGUGGAGUUUUCUGAUAAAGACGAGGCCGACGGUGAGGUGGAUGGUUCAAACGACUGUCCUUCUGUCCGAGUGGCGACCACGACUCUGCGCAGCCAUCAGGGAGUGGUAAUUGCUGCUGAUUGGCUGGUGGGGGGCAAACAGGUGGUGACAGCCUCAUGGGACCGAGCUGCUAACCUGUACGAUGUGGAGACCUCGGAGCUGGUGCACUCACUUACAGGCCAUGACCAGGAGCUGACCCACUGCUGCACACACCCCACCCAGCGUCUGGUGGUCACUUCAUCCAGAGACACCACCUUUAGACUGUGGGACUUCAGAGACCCGUCCAUCCACUCUGUCAACGUGUUCCAGGGACACACCGACACGGUGACGUCUGCUGUGUUCACGGUGGGAGACAACGUGGUGUCUGGGAGCGAUGAUCGAACCGUCAAAGUGUGGGACCUGAAGAAUAUGAGGUCCCCCAUAGCAACCAUCCGCACUGACUCUGCUGUCAAUAGGAUCAGUGUGUCAGUGAACCAGAAGAUCAUCGCUCUUCCUCACGACAAUCGGCAGGUCCGGCUGUUCGACAUGUCUGGGGUGCGACUGGCUCGCCUCCCACGAAGCAACAGACAGGGUCACCGACGUAUGGUGUGCUGCUCCGCCUGGUGUGAAGACAACACCUCCUGCAACCUCUUCACCUGCGGCUUUGACCGGCAGGCCAUCGGCUGGAACAUCAACAUCCCCGCCCUGCUGCAAGAGAAAUGACCUCCUCCUCCUAUGACCGGCACCUUACAGUGAAACUCCACCCAGAGUCUGUCUCACAUCCUGCAGCCUCACAAGGUGGCUUUAAAGACGUCAUGCUUCUUUUAGUCCGUCACGUUUUAACAAGUGUUUUCUGACAGUUGAAAAGUUAGAACCACAGUCGUCUUUGGAGGUCAGAAUCUGACACUUUAGUCUCACUAAAGCCCGACCUCCUUUAGAGUGAGGGGCGGGAAAACAUGGGCCUAAACUCAUUGCCUCUCACAUCUUUAACAGUCACUGUCUCACAGCCUCAACGUUAUUGUUUGUUUUAACAUGGUAGCGACUGUCACCCAAAAAAUGAUCACAAAACUGUGUAUGGAUGAAGAAAAGCACGGAUGUGUAAUACUGGACGUUCUCUGCUAAAAUCUGAAAAAGCACAACACUUCUACUAAAGCAGAGGAGUUCUGGGAUGCUGAACAAACAGAAUGAUCAAACUGUGCCAUCAUUAGCAGCUUUACACUCGGAUUAGAUUCUCACUUUAAUACAUUUUGGGUGUUCUGAUAACUAAAUCCAUCAAUGUUACCAUUUAGCUUCUGCUUUAUUUUAAUUUCAGGAUCUGUGGAAGAGAUGGCAGUUCUAAAAAGAAGCUGAUCUCUGAUUUUUAAGGGCCCUAUUUAACCCUUUUGGUUAAAUAUUUGCUUAAAAAGUUCCUGAAAUCACUUAUUUUAGUUAGAUGUAUUUAAAUGAUUUUAAAAGACAAUUGUUUCUUUUAGGAUUUUAUUCUGAAAUGUCUUGUUUUGCACCCGACACUCAGAGUCUAGCAUCAACAAUACAUCAAAACCAAAUAUAAUGCACAUUGAACUCACUGGAUAGAUAACAGUUGUAUUGUCAGUGUUGUAAUGAAUCCCUCUCUCCUCAGUUCUGCUCCGUGUGCAGACGUUCACAAGUCUCUGAAACACUCAGUACGUUUACAUACAGUUAGUUGAUUUAUUGUUAGUCCGACUGAAACUAGCUUUUUCAAAUGCAUGUCAACAUUUUAGUCUGACUAAAAUCAAAUUCCAGAAAGUCAGACUAACACACCUUGAUGAUGUAGUUGAAGGCCAGUCUAACCCAAACUGAACUAGAUAUAAUGAGCAUGCUUCCCAUUUUCCAGACAUCAACCCAGAGCACAUUCAGUAUAACUUCAUAGCAGGCAGAAGUUGUGUUGUUUUCUGCUUUCAGAUAUCUUUAUAAACUACAGCAAUAGCAGAAUCAGGGAAAUACAAAAGGUGAUUUGUGGAGUAUGUACAAGAUGCAUGAUGCAGUAAAGUUCUUCAGGUUUUCAGCGACUGAUGUACAGAUAGCUGCAGUGAACAGGAGGAAAGUCCAACUAUAACUAGCUGAGAGUGAAGCUGUAGCCUCUGUCAAAUCAAUCCUCCCUGGUUCUUGUAUAGAUGAAUCUUACUGUUGAUCAGUGGGUGUUGCUUUCUAAUCAGUGAUUAUUUCAUUGACGAAAACAUGACUUAAAAUUUUUGUUGACUGCAUUUUUUCCAUGAGGAAGACAAAACAAUAACAAGCUAAAAAUAGAAAUCUGAUAAUUAAGAGCACCGUUUUAGCUCAGUGGGUACAAUAGACACCCAUAUACAGAGGCUUUUGUCCUCACAACAGGUUGUGGGCUUGAUUCCUGGUCUCUGCACUGUUUGAUACGUGUCUUUCCCCCAUUCUCUCUACCUAUUUUUUUUCUUGUUUUGAAGAUACAUUUUUAGGCCUUUUUAUGCCUGUAUUAAUAGAGGAGGAGGAUAGUGGAGAGUUUACUGCAUCUCAAGCCAUCCUUUCUGAAUAAAGACAAAAAUGCCCUAAAUAAUUUUAAAAGAAUACUUCAGAUAAUAAAAAGGUGGACAAAAAAGUAAGUUAAGUUUUUGUCAAGAAGAGAUUGCAACCUCCAGAUAGACUUGUAGCAUUGGAAAGUACAUAUUUUAUAUAUUAAUGAGGGUUGUCAGGAUAAACCACAUUAAUUGCCAUUACUUUAAGUCCAAAAUUAGGGCACUGUUUCUUUUGAAAUUGUGCUAAAUGCAUGCUUUAUCGCCAGCAAAAAUGUUCAUACGUGUAGAUUACAAUAUCAUGCAUCCCUAACGCAUAACACUAGCUACCUGCUGCAGGAAACUCCUGUCAUCAUCUGCUCUGAUUGGCUGGGAAAAUGCUCCCAAACUUUGCAGUGAGAGCUGUUAAUUAGAGAUAAUCAAGUUUCAAAAGCUUGAGUACUGUACAGCAUCCUAAGCUAGUUUGUGACAGCUGUUAGAAUAGAUGAGGACUCCACAGGCUCUUCCUGGUGUCUCUUAUAAAUUUGCACAGAAAGUCAUGUUAGAAGAAGUAAAAUAUUGACUCACUUGCCAGCUCGUCAUUCAUACCAAUGCAGGAAGACAUCACUGCAGUUACAGCAGCUUGCUACUGUAGCUCUUACUGUAACUUGACUUAACUGUGCAUGUGAACGUACUGAGUUAUGCACCCUUUUUAAAACACACAGUUACAUUCUUUUGUUGCUGUUUUAGAGGAGAACAUCUGCAGAUGUUGAUUUCUAACUCAGUAUGGACUUUGACACCUAACGUAGGGACCCAAAAGGGUUUUCUUUUAAAAUCAAACUGAACUAAAAUUUGCUUCUUUUUCUAGUAAAAACAUACUGUACUGGUGUUGAGGAAUUCCCCUCCAGUGCAGAUACCCUUGUCCUGGCAUGUUUUACUCUUGAAUGUUCUUAUAAAAGUCACUGUUCAACUCAAAGUCCUCCUCGAUUGUUUCUGGGCUCUAGCAGCUUCAGUUUUCAGUUUUGGAAAAACCAACAAUCCCACCAAAACCUUUCUUCAAAGAGCCCCUAAAGUUUAAAAAAGUGUAGGAGAGUGAUUUCUUACGCAAGAGCACUAGCAGCUUGUGGAAUAAAUCAGGCGUGCUGAUCUAGUAGGUAAAUUAUUUGUCCAUGGUGCAUAGAUGGUAACUCACCUUUUAUUUUUUCAUUAAAUCUGACUCCAUUCUACUAAGAACUUGUUUCAGUAGCUGAUGAAGAUUUUAAAACAUCUCCUCAGCUGCUCCACUCUUCAGGCGCACCAAAUCCUGACAUGAUUGUAAAAACAAAACGUCUUUUCUAGUCGAUCGCAGUGCCCUUUAGUCGUUAGUGUUUGAACACUGUUGUGGGGAUUCUGUCAGUGUCAUAUCUGUUAUGGUACUUUUAAAAAAAAAAAAGAGUGAAAUCUCAAAGAGUGUCUCGAUGUGUUUGCUGUCAGCUGCUUCGCUUUGACACUGCCACUUAAGCACUCAGCCAAAGCUGCAUUUAAGUGAAUGGAGAGGCUGUUAUGCGUGUGAGUGUGUAAAAGAACAAAUCCUGUGAGUGGAUGUGUCUGUGUGAUGAUACAAAUCAAUGUCUGAAACGUGUUUAGUGUUGUAAUAACAAGCAGUUUGUUGACUCCAGUACCACCGUUGUACUAUGUUGUUUUAGGCGUGUUUUUCCACGAGCAACACAAUAAACAAGCACAGUUAAUUUUUCACAGACUGUUUAAAGACUAGCUUUAGAUUUUUGCUGGUUUUUAACAGGUUUUCACACAGUAUUUGCAUUUACAUGACAUUUUCUCAUUAUUUUGGUUAAGAAAAUUAUCACAUUUUUGUGGAUACUUAGUUUUUGUGUUGAAUUUGUUAACACUGUACAGUUGCUUUAUUUCUGCGGUAUUUCUUACAAUAGGAAGAAAUACCCCAUUAUUGAAAUAUUUGGCUUUAACAAGUAGAAAAUAAAGUUUGGUUUUCAAACAAACUAAAGUGAUUAUCAAAAGGCAAAUGUAAAGUGUUAACUCUCUUCUUUUAAAACCAUAACAUUUGUAUCAUAUUAAUUGUAAUAUAUAAAGAAAGUUGCCAGUUUUGGCGGUAUAGUGCGAUAUAGUGUUCUUCAGGUUGUUUCUUAGCCUUCAUAACUUCAUACCCUGAGGGGUGUACCAUGAAGCGAACUCAACACACCCAGGUUUUCUGAGAGUAAGAUGGCUCAACAAAUCUUACUGCUCUGGUUAGAGAUAUCAGGUAUUUUGAAGCUGGUCAUGGACUUUCUCUCUGAACUCAGCCUUUCUGCUCCAGCAUAUAGCGUUUGUCCACCACUGAAAAUAGCUAUAGGUCCUUGGCCGUUCGCAUUCUCAUUUCUUGACGCAAGUAAACCAAAAUGCUUCGAUAUGUCAGAUUUAAAAGCUGCUGGGGCCUCCACCAUCUCUAAAACUUUGUCACUCAUUUUCUCUUGCAAUAGGUAGCAUCCAUGAUUUUCCCACUGUUAGAUCAAAGGAUGAUGGGUAACUGUAGUUACCGUCCCUUCACCGUGUUCCACUAAAAACCUACACUUUUUGCCCUGAAGACUUAUCAUUUGAAACCAUCACACGUCUAUGAUGGUAUUGAGAUCUGUCUCUGCGAUAUCGUGAAUUAACAAUACUGUUCCAUCUCUACCAGGCACAGUUUUCCUUUUUACAUCCUGCUCUCACAUUGUUCAAAAAGUAAAUCAACCUGAGUUCCCACGUAUGCCCAGAGAGUAUUUGUCCUGAGACUAUGAGUAGUCAGGUGCAGAACUACACAGAAAACUACUGCACCUUAGACCAGGGGUUCUCAACCUUUUCAGCCCGCGACCCCCAAAAUAAAGGUGCCAGAGACCAGGGACCCCCACUGUACUUAAAGGUGGUUGAACAGCCAUGCACAAUUAAGAAUAGUCAUGUGCAGACAGUGCUGCCCAUAAAGGGGGGUAAAGGGGAAGGUUUCUGGGACCCAGCCAAACUGGGGCCCCAUGGAUUCAGAAAAAUCAUGGCCCAUUGCGAAGUUAAGCUGUGAAAACCAUAUUUUAUAUUUGUACCUUAAUAAUAACCACUCUAAUCAAAGAAACCAAUCAAGUCAUUUGUGUAGUAAAUAGCCUUCUUAAAAUGAAAACAACUUUUGUUA
This is a messenger RNA of Cheilinus undulatus (humphead wrasse), 6574 nucleotides long. Its product is annotated as WD repeat-containing protein 37. Lineage: Eukaryota; Metazoa; Chordata; Actinopteri; Labriformes; Labridae. The record is from RefSeq and is a predicted model, not a curated record. Gene Ontology annotation, cellular component: preribosome, large subunit precursor. The transcript is spliced from 14 exons. Gene Ontology annotation, molecular function: protein binding. Bases 182 to 1672 code for a protein of 496 amino acids.